CCCGCACGCUCACACGCGCACCGCAUCGUGCGGGUUUGCAGGAUGCGAUCCCCCAACUUUGAGCGCUUAAACUCCGUGUACGUGCGCAGUUGGCUAGCAUAGGCUUGCACACUGGCUUACGCCAUCGACGUGGUGCCCGGUGUCCUGCAGCCGCAACCUGUAUAGCGACCAGCGACCUCAAUCACAGCACGUACGCACAACUCCAAGCACAGGAUGCAACUGCUCGUAGCGCUGGCGACGGGCGCCGCAGCCCUCGUCGCGCCGACGCAGCGCGCGCUGCCGAAGACCGUGCGCCAGUUUAAUUUUGGCGACUUCGGCAAAUCUAAAGAUUACGCGUCGGCACAAGAAAAAAUCCGGUCGUACGACACCACAAAAACCGUAGAAACGGCCAAGUACGGCAAGCGCGCCAUCCGCGCGACGCAGCUCAACGGCCAGAACGUCCUGAAUCCGGAGCCGGCCUGCGCGGCGUUCAUCGCCUUCGCGGCGUUCGAGUGCUACCUCUCGGCGCAAGCCUGUGCGCUCGCGGCGUCCCGCUUCACGCCAUCGACGCGCGUCGUCUCCAGGAAUGGUGAACGUGGGUGGUUUCUUUUUUCGAUUCUGAGGCUCCGCGCAGGCGCGGGCAAGUCUUCCGGAGAUAUUUGUCCGAUAUCAACAAUCAGGGACUGGAACCCCGAUUUGGUGACGGGUGGUGUCUUCCUCUUCGUCUGUGCUGUUUGGUUGAACUGGUACGGCACGUUCCGGCGACUGGCGAUUGAUGAACGAGGCAUCGAGGUCGUAUCGUGCUCAUCACCUCGAAGGGACCCCCAAGAACAAGAUAUCGAACCAGUCCCGAAGUCCUGGGCCUGGGGCGGCCCCGACCGCGUCGAGUUCAAAGAUGUGGAUGAUUGGGCCAUAUUACCUGUGGUACCCGUCUUGUAUGUGCGAGAGGUCGCGCGGACGGCUUCCGGCUCCACGAGACAAGUGCCCUACUUCUACGCUCCGUCGUUUGACACGAAGACCGUAGAGCAGCUUUUUGAGUCCUAUGGCGUGCCUCAGGCCGACCCCGAGGAUAGCGUACUAGGCAAAGGCAGCCAGUACGGCGCCGCCGGCGUUUUAUCGUAUAUUGCCUGGGAGUGGGCCUUCUGGAUCGGUAGCUUUGGCAUCGCUGCUCUCUUAUUUAAUUUAUAUGAGGGGCAUUUACCGGAUUUGAGGUUCGCGGCUUCGCUCGAUUUCAAUCUGCCUUUGAACCACAUCGACUUACUACAAACGAAGAGCGGCAUGGUCUCCAUUGACUUACCGUCCUUUCCCUUGCAAUUUACGGCUACGAAUGGCGCCGACUUCGCGAACAUUGCCGCGUCGGCUUUUGUUAUUGUCAACCUCGCGCGGCUGAUCCUGCCGCUGCGGCUGGCUUUGGCUUUAGCCACAGCCCCCUUCUUCCAGGAGACGGUCGUCGCGCCGUUCAACCGGUUGACGGGCAAGGCGGAAUAGGUGAUGGGUCUAAGUCUACGUCUCCAAGA
Pelagomonas calceolata is the source of this 1496-nucleotide messenger RNA. The record is from the annotation of a GenBank genome assembly. NCBI's taxonomy places the organism in Eukaryota, Pelagophyceae, Pelagomonadales, Pelagomonadaceae.